This is a messenger RNA of Myxocyprinus asiaticus (Chinese sucker), 1980 nucleotides long. Its product is annotated as uridylate-specific endoribonuclease C-like. The transcript has 9 exons. Gene Ontology annotation, molecular function: RNA endonuclease activity. The record is from RefSeq and is a predicted model, not a curated record. Bases 536 to 1567 code for a protein of 343 amino acids. Lineage: Eukaryota; Metazoa; Chordata; Actinopteri; Cypriniformes; Catostomidae.
UGAGUCUGCUUUUUUAUUCCAUCUGUUACUCCUGGUCAGAGGCUUCUGUAAAUAUUUAGUCAUAGGGUUACAUCCUACCUAAGUUUCUAUGGAGCAACGCUCAAAUAUUUAUUAGUGCGUAAAUUGUGACUUAGUGUCUAUUUACGCCACAACUAAUCUAAGUUGUAACUUACGUAUAGCUGAUGCAACCGGCCCCUGCACCUUAAUUUACAUCUGAAUAAUGGAAUUCAAAACCUUAAAUAGCCAGUGAAAAUGAAAUAAAUGGAAAUAUAGAUUACUCAAACAAUCGUUUUCGACCAAUUAGAGACUAUUUCCUGGCUUCUAAGCACCGCCCAUUUAAGAUUCCUGUUCAAUGUAUUUGCCGCACUACCUACUUGUACUAUUUCAGUGGUAGAAAUGGAUCAACGAAAUGGACAUAUUGAGGUGUAUUCAGGCGUGAGAGCAUCGCCAGGGGCCACUUCACGGGGGCGAAAGCACAGUAGUCAUUUAACAGAGGAAAAACUGCACAAACUGCGCGAGCAUUAUACCGAACACCAUGAGCAAGGGGUAUGAUUUCGGAAGCAUCCUUAUGCUGUUGGCACUGUUUACUUUCAGUGAUGCAACAAGUCAAACUGUCAACCAGGAGCUUUCCAAUAUUUUCAGUGAGCUCUGGAAGUUAGAUGUGAAUCGCCUGAAGGCUGGAACAGACUACAAAAUCACACUACAGGGCAAGGCUAAGUAUAUACCCCAUGGAAGCACAAGUGUGGUAGAUCGUGCCUCAUCCCCAUUGUUCUCUCGUGUUGAUGAAACUAAACUGAACUCUAUCACCACUUAUGCACGCUUCAUGAAGCUUUUGGAUAACUAUGAGAGGUCCACUGGUGUGGCAGAGAGUGUAACCACUGAGGAGGUGACAGAAAAUAACUCCUUUUUGGAUGCUAUCUUAGAGACAGCAGUCAUGAAGCGUGCGCACCGGUACUUGGUUGAAAAGGGGAAAUCACACUCGGAUCUGAAACUAUUUAAGAGUCAGUUGUACUACAUGUGGUUCCGCCUCUACCAUAGAGACAGGAGCGGAGGGGAGGACACCAGUGGAUUUGAGCAUGUGUUUGUUGGGGAAACCAAGUUUGGCAGAGAAAUCAUGGGUCUCCACAACUGGGUUCAGUUUUACCUGCAGGAAAAGGAGGAUCUUCUAGAUUACAAGGGCUACAAAGCCAGAGACAAUAAACUGCCCAAUGAGGAUGAUCAUGUCUUGAACGUGCAGUUUAGUUGGCAUGGUUUGGUCAAGCCAGUGGCGAGUGCCUUUAUUGGUGUGAGCCCUGAGUUUGAGAUGGCCAUCUUUACCAUCCUGUUCCUAACAUCAACUGAGAAGAGCACCGCAGCCGUGGUCAAUCUGGAUGAGUACCAGCUGGAGAUGGUAGUCCAUAGACAUGGCCGUUCUAUUGGGACUGCAUAUCCCAAACUGCUGAGCACCAACAACAGGCGAAAAAUCAUACAUUGUGGUGAACAAUCGGACAAAAUGACAUUCCAUAGUCAGUUUACGGCAGAGCCCCUCCGUAACUGUCAAAGCAUGAAAAAAGUGGCUCCAUUCUGAUUGGAUCCUGGUGGACCAACACAAACGUGCUGAGCCACCAUCAUAUAAGCUGCUUGAACAACUGCCAGACACCUGUUACAGGACAGGAGGUAAGGACCUACACAAUGGAGAGGACUUCUCAUUGGUCACUCUAAUACCAGAGGUGAAGAAGGAUCGUAAAUUUCCUAGGACUUCAGAUGAACUAAGUGAACCAAACAUUAACUUACCAUGUGGCAAAAGCUGAAACAAAGAAGCCACAAAGAAGACAAGUUCAUCCAUAUAUAUAUAUAAAUACCCCUAAAGUGGACAUCAACUGCAACUCAUCCACUCCAUGUUCUCUCACAGAACUGUUUGUUAAUUGCAGUUGUUUAAUUAGCUCAAUAGUUCACACAAAUUGAACUAUUACAUUAUAAAUAAAUGCAUGGGUAAUAUUU